Molecule: messenger RNA, 4611 nt
Organism: Paramormyrops kingsleyae
Lineage: Eukaryota; Metazoa; Chordata; Actinopteri; Osteoglossiformes; Mormyridae
Gene: syn3
Product: synapsin III
Biological process (GO): neurotransmitter secretion
Cellular component (GO): synaptic vesicle; synaptic vesicle membrane
Molecular function (GO): ATP binding
Source: RefSeq, a predicted model, not a curated record
CGGCAGCAUGAAUGAAGGCAAUAAACCGAGAGCGUCCCCAGCCUGCUUUGUUCAACUGGGAGGCGGCGGAGAGCCCCGAAAGACAGGAGUGUGAUCCAUCCCAGAAAGGCCUCGUCCCACCUCCACCAUGAACUACCUGCGCAGGCGUCUGUCUGACAGUAGCUUCGUGGCCAACCUACCCAACGGCUACAUGAUGGACCUGCAGCGGCCGGAUGGACCUGCCACUGUCCCUCCGCCCUCCCAGCAGGGCUCCACUGCUGGCCCGGGCCCAGUCUCAUCCUCCUCUGCCUCCUCCUUUCUUAGCUCCUUUUCCAGUGUGGUCAAGCCCUCACAGAACAAUCAGAGUGCUGGACAGGCCGACACGUGGCCUUCUGCAUCUUCCCUCUCCAAGCAGGUCCCGCCCACAUCCGUCCCCUCGAAACCGGCCCCACCCACAACCAUCUCCUCUAAGCCAACCCCGCCCACAACCAUCUCCCCCAAGCUGGCCCCAGCCACGACCAUUCCCUCCAAGCCGGCCCCAGUUGCGACUGCCCCACCAACGUUAGUGCCACGCAAGCCCAAGAUUCUUCUGGUCAUCGAUGACCCCCAUACGGACUGGGCGAGGUAUUUCCGGGGAAGGAAGCUGAACGGGGCGUACGAGGUCAGAGUGGAACAGGCCGAAUUUUCGGAGAUCAACCUUGCAUCCUAUGUCAUUGGUGGAUGCAUGAUUGACAUGCAGCUAACGAGAGGCGGGACCAAAGUAGUCAGGUCCUUUAAGCCAGACUUUGUUUUGAUUCGCCAGCACGCCUACAGCAUGACACCGGGAGACGAUUUCCGCAGCCUGGUGAUUGGCCUACAGUACGGGGGUGUGCCUGGUGUGAACUCGCUCUUCUCCAUCUACAACUUCUGCAGCAAACCUUGGGUGUUCUCCCAGAUGAUAAAGCUCUUUCAUGCUCUGGGCCCUGAGAAGUUUCCUCUGAAUGAGCAGACCUUCUACCCAAGCCAUAAGCAGAUGGUCUCUACGUCAGCCUUCCCAGUAGUGGUGAAGAUGGGACACGCCCACGCUGGCAUGGGAAAGAUUAAAGUCGAGAAUCCCCAUGACUUCCAGGAUGUCACCAGCGUCGUUGCUUUGGCCAAAACCUACGCGACUUCUGAGCCUUAUGUCGACUCCAAAUAUGACAUCAGGAUCCAGAAAAUCGGAAAUAAUUACAAGGCCUAUAUGAGGAAAUCCAUAUCAGGGAACUGGAAAGCCAACACUGGCUCUGCAAUGCUGGAGCAGAUCGCCAUGACGGACAGGUACCGUCUAUGGGUGGAUGCCUGCUCAGAGAUGUUUGGCGGCUUGGACAUCUGUGCCGUGAAGGCCGUGCAUGGGAAAGACGGCAGCGACUACAUCAUUGAGGUGAUGGACAGCUCCAUGCCAUUGAUAGGGGAGCACGUGGAGGAAGACAAACAACUAAUCGCAGACUUAGUGCUGACCAAGAUGGCCACCCUGCUGACUGGUUCUUGCUCUCCUGAGAUGUCAAUGGGCAAGGUGCAACCCCAGACGACCCAGCCCAGGAGGGCCCAAGGUGGCCCCCGCUCAGCCUCGGCGUCCCCCGGCCACUCAGCCCAGGGUUCCCCGCAGCGUGCCCGCUCGGCCUCCACGUCGCCAAGCCAGGCCUUCCAGCCUGGGCCUCUCCCAGCGUCAUCCGGCCGAGGCGCAGCCACACAGAGGCAGCUGCCUCAGCUCAACAAGUCCCGGUCACUGACCAAUGACUUUGGUGCGAGUGAGACCAUGCGCAGCAACACCAGUGAGGACGAGGCCAAGGCCGAGAGCAUCCGCAGCCUCAGGCAGUCCUUCGCCAGCCUCUUCUCGGACUAGCUGCUAGCAGUCCUGCCCAUCCCCAACGAUCCACCUACUUCCCUUCCUCCUCAUCGUCUCCACGGAGAGGUGCUGCCGGGAAGUUUCCGACGUGCCCAGAAGGGUGCCUGUAUAUCUGCGUCUAAUUGCCUUCGUUUACUCUUCGCCCAAAGUCAUCAUUAUGCCAGUCAACAGGUCGUACAGGCUUCAAAUUUCACUCCAGCAGUUGAUGAAGGUCAGCAAUGUGUACACACACAGCAAUACAGGUCAGAAGUGUUAUCAAGCGGUUCACUAUAUAGGGUCUACGUCAACCAAUUAACUCCCGAUGGCUUCUUUCUCUCCAUGGAGUGAAGUAGUGCAUUACUGAUUAUGGUGCAGCUAACAGCCAGAUUUGCUGCUGGUUUUUUUUUCCAUUUUUAAUGACAUUUGCAGGUUGAUUCAUGCUUAGCCACUAGCUUGGGAUCCAGUGGAGCCACAGUGGAAGCACUGCUCCUUUCUGUCACUGCAAUCUGGAACCAUCUAGGACAGAAAAGAAAAGACUAUUUCUGCGUUAAUUGACUUGCAAAUACCAACCAAACAUACAAAGCUAGAAUAUUAUGAAAUUCGGCUUUGAGCAGUCUUCCAUCGCAGCUCAAUCCCUUGAUCAUUAGACAUGGUAUUAACGACACUGUGCGCACUGCAUUGUAAAUAAAUCGCCAAAGGGGUUUUUCUACGGUUUGGAUAUUUAUGUCUCUGCUAGAAAUUUCUUGAGCCAUAAAAGUUGAACAGCUGUUAGCGCUGAGGAGCUAAAACCGGGAGGUCUUCGCUCUGCUGCUUGGCCUCCGCCGCUGUCAGCUACUUUGAAGCCUUAAUUUAGGAAGCGCCCACUUCGCCUGCUGCUUAUCAGUCAGGAGAUGCCUUGCAGUUGGUCCCUUUGGAUUGUAUACAUUACCAAGAGUAUGUAUGUGUACAGUAUGAAUAUGACAAAAGCAUUUCCUGUGGGUGCCGAUGGUGAAUUCAUGCAGAUGGGCAAAUCAGAUCGGUGAAAUUGUUUGUUUGUUUGUUUGUCUUUAUGCACAUUUUGCCAGCAUUUUCAAACAUUAUUUAACUGGGAUCUGGUUUCACUAGUAAUCACACUGGAAUUAGUGAUUAUUCUUGUCUGUUUUAGCAGACAGGAUAAUAAAGACCCUUCUGCCUUUCCUCUGUAAUUCCUGCAUGCACUAUUUUAACCCUCAUGGCAGUUAAGGGCCAUUUCCGCUGAAAUUGUUGUUUUCAAAUGUUAGGUCUCCACUUAUGAGUGUUGAACCUUAAGUGUGGUCACCUUGUUUCAGUGCGUUGUUUAUGAUAUUGAUAGUUUGAUUUAUUAACUUAUUUAUUAACUGUAACUUUUUUUUGGGAAUGUUGAAUAUUAAUUGUAUGUAACAUGAAGAUUUUAAUCCUUACCUUCUUAAGUUACUAAUUUCUUUUCAACUCUAAUUUAUACAAUAUUUUUAGUAUUUAUUUUGAAUUUGACUGAAAUGUUGACAUGGAUUGUAAGUUGAGUGUACCGCAUGAUUUUAUGUGUUUCAAUGGCCAUUACUGAAUCAAGGUAUUGGUUGUUGGUUCUGAGAAGAGUUUUGUCUUUUGAUGAGCGGUCUCUGUAUGUGCAUCGAUGUUUGACUUGCCAAUGUUUGUCAAGAAGGACCAAAUUUUAUGCUGGAAUAGUGAGACACUUUCACGUCUUUGUAAUUCACUAUGGGCUGAGCUGAUAACUGGACAGAUUUCUUCAUAAACAGUCAAAUUAAGUCUUCUGUAUGCAUUAUAAAAGCCAUAAUAUUACAGAACUGGAAAAUCUGACAUAGUCAUGAAUUUAUUUUAUCACUCAUUUGGUGGAGGACAUGUCCGGUGUUUUGGUUCUGAAUGUCCCUUGGAUUACUGUAUGGUCUGUUCCUCACUGUAAUAAGGGUGGACCAUAGAAAACCACGUGUGCUCAUUAUAUUUAUGCAUUAAAUAGAAAUAGAUUGCUUUAGAAAGGGGUGCAUUUUCAUGGUGUCUGUCCCUUUAAGAAGUUCUGGAUUUAUGCUUUUCUGUAAACAAAGUCCAUUCCCAUUUAAUUGAUGAUGGUGUAUUGAGAGACAUAUUUGUCCAUCGGUGAAUCUAGUUUGGACCAUACUGCCUGAGAUACUACCUCACAGCCAUCAGUCUCAUCACAUUAUCAAAGCCAUAUUUUUUGUGUUCCUCGUGAAACACUUUUUUCUGAUUAAAAAUAAAGAAUCACACGUACGGAAUUUGUGUUCUUGCCAGGCCAACAGUGAACAGGGCAGCCAGAAAUGCCUGUAGCUCUUUAUAACAUCCUUCAUUUUCCAACCUGUGAGAUACAGGUAUCCAUGAAUCAUUGGCUAUACUAGAUUUCAUUCCCUGCUUGCUAUGCUCUGGCAAAGGGACAUAUAAUUUGCAAGCGUUCCCAUCAAAAUAACCUUCCUCAGUAACUGUUGUAGCAGAUGUGGAUUUAACAGCGCCAUGACGGUUCCACCUUCAGAUUUUGUCAUUCGAUUUACGGCUGGAUUUCCCGCGACCGCACUCAUAAAUAGGCUCAUCUGAAUCUGCUGUGUAUAUUAUCUGCCUCUCUUGAAGUAGUGAAGUGGACUGCUGUAUAUGAGUAUGUAGACAAAUAGGCGUGCUGCACAUGGACCCAGGUUCUACGCUCUUCUGUUCUUCUGCCUUGGUCCAGAUGCUCCUGUGUAAUAUGUGUAAUUCAUCCUGUCUGUGUAACUGUGAAAUGGGCCAUUUGGUUUUUGGAGUUAAACGAUUAAAAAAGACCUUGUUUAAUAUAA